Molecule: messenger RNA, 3036 nt
Organism: Thalassophryne amazonica
Lineage: Eukaryota; Metazoa; Chordata; Actinopteri; Batrachoidiformes; Batrachoididae
Product: deleted in malignant brain tumors 1 protein-like
Cellular component (GO): membrane
Source: RefSeq, a predicted model, not a curated record
CAAAAAUUAGGAAGGGUUUUUUGAACCGAUUGUCGUGUGUGUGACUGAUCAAACCAAAGACGAUAAUUAUUAAAUUAAUAAAUAAACCUGCAUCCACACAGUAGCAUUUUCACCUUAAGGAAACAUGAAAGAACUGGAUUUUAUUCUUUGUUGUCAAUCGGUCUGAUGAGCACAUUAAUGCCAUCAGCAGAAUGUGAGAAGAUAAGGUUGGUUGGUCCUUCACGGUGCUCUGGUAGAGUGGAGAUCUUCUACACAAACAGCUGGGGAACCGUGUGUGAUGACUCAUGGUCCUUCCGGAACGUUGAAGUGCUGUGCAGAGAGAUAACUGGCACAGCUAUUGCAGCCAAAGGGGGCGCAUUCUUCGGACAAGGAAAGGAAUCUAUUUGGCUGGAUGAUGUGCGCUGUGAAGGUCAUGAAACAUCCAUCCUUAAGUGCACCCAUAAUCCUCUUGGACAAAAUAACUGCAAUCAUGGUGAAGAUGCCGGUGUUAUUUGUGCAGAACAUAUACGGCUGGUCAAUGGGACUAAUCGGUGUCAAGGCCGAGUGGAAGUCUACGUUGAUGGUCAUUGGAAAAGAGUGUGCCAAAAUGAAUUUGGAGAGGCUGAGGCAGAUGUGGUGUGUAAGGAGAUCAGUUGUGCGCUGCUGUUCUCUAACAUGCCAUACUUUGGUGAGGGACAAGCACCGAGUAGAGUGAAUGCCAAAUGCUCAGGAAAUGAGACUUCUCUCACAGAGUGCAAACUUCAUGAAUCCCAGGAAAUCUGCAAUGAUGCUGUUGUCACCUGUGAAUUCAGUAAAUCAAUUCGACUGGUCAAUGGAACUCAUAAGUGCUCUGGCAGAGUAGAAAUCCACCAUAAUGGAGAGUGAACAGUUUGCGAUGACAGAUGGGGAAUACAGGAAGCAGUUGUUGCAUGCCGAGAGAUGAACUGCGGAAACCCUAUAAACCACAAAAUUUUGCUGGACGAUGUUGAGUGUGCUGGUCACGAGAUGUCACUUUCUGAUUGCCCUCAUAAUGGCUUUGGAGAACAUAACUGUGACCACAGCGAAGAUGCUGGGGUGGUGCUCUGGCUUCCUCCCAAAUCCACAAACCUGCAGAUUAGAAAACAUCCGACUGACCAAUGGGACCGAACCGUUGCUCUGGUCGAUUGGAGAUUUCCACAAUGGUUAUUGGGGGAGAGCAACGUUUGCCAGAAUACGUGGAACAUAGCAGCAUCUACAAUAGUGUGCAAAGAACUCAACUGUGCACCUCCUAAAACAAGCUCUGUCAGUUUUGGCGAGAGUGAAUUAAGAGCAUUUAAAAGCGCAUGUUCUGGUGAUGAGAAGUCCAUCACCGAGUGCUCGCUUCAGGAAAGCCCCGUGAACUGUGAAGGGGUCUCUCUUUCAUGUGGAGGUAAUUUGCCUUUGAGGCUCAUCAAUGGCACUGACCAGUGUUCCGGCAGGGUGGAAAUCCUGCACAAUGGCAUGUGGGGAACAGUGUGCGAUGACGAGUGGGACCUCACAGAUGCAGAGGUGGUGUGCAGAGCAAUGGACUGUGGAACGGCUCAGACGGCCAAGUCUGGUGCCUUCUUUGGCGAAGGCCAUGGUGACAUCUGGCUCGAUGACGUUAACUGCUUCGGAAAUGAGACUUCCAUUCUGCACUGCAAGCACGCCACUUUGGGACAAAACAACUGUGGCCAUGGAGAAGAUGCUGGUGUGGUGUGUACAACUUCCAUUAAACUGGUCAAUGGGACGAGCCAGUGCUCAGGCAGGGUGGAGGUCCACUAUGGUGACCGCUGGGCACCAGUGUACAAUGUUAACUGGGGAAGGAGUGAAGCUCAAGUGGUGUGCAGAGAGAUGAACUGUGGAGAUGCCGUCAUGCCGUCAGCGUCGUUCGGACAAAAAGGCGAGCUGAGCGGUUACACAAGCAGCUGCAGCGGUCAGGAUCGUGCCGAAGAAACAUCUCUCACAUGUACAGGUAACGUAAAGUUGGUGGGUGGGCAUCAUCGUUGUGUCGGAAGAGUGGAGUUCUUGCAGAACAACCAGUGGAAGACUGUGUGUGGGCAUGCCUGGGACACGAAGGCAGCAGCGGUGGUGUGCAGACAGACUAACUGUGGCACUGUUCACAAGAUGACCAACACCGAUGAGUUUGGCACAGGACACACAGGCAUCAAUCAGUUUGAAUGCAGAGGCCUUGAGUCCACACUCGGUCAGUGUCUGCAAGUCCAAGUGCAAGGCAGAACGUGCAAUGUCACCUCAGUGGCAGGUGUUAUAUGUUCAGAUAGCCUGGAAGUCCGGUUAAGAGAGGGUAAUCAUCAAUGUACCGGCAGAGUUGAGGUCCGCCAUGGUGAUCAGUGGGGUACACUUUGUGACGCAGACUGGACCACAAGUAAAGGUGAAAUGGUGUGUCAGAUACUAGAGUGUGGCCAAGCUGUGAGAACUCCUGGUGGCGCCGAGUUUGGACGUGGCGUUGGCUUGGUACUUCAGGCAACAGACUCGUGUUUUGGCAAUGUCUCGUCUAUCCAGAAAUGCUCCCAUACAGGUUUCACUGCAGCAAGCUGUGGACAUGAACGCGACGCUGGCCUUAUAUGUGCAGCCCAGAUUCGUUUGGUCGGCUCGUCGACUCAGUGCUCCGGUCGGGUGGAGGUCUUCCACAAAGGCCAGUGGGGAACUGUGUGCGAUGAUGAGUGGGAAGUAGUUGACGCCGAUGUCGUGUGCAGGCAGCUAGGAUGCGGCCAUGCAAUCGCUGCACCAAGAAAUGCACACUUCGGGAUAGGAAGUGGUCCGAUAUGGCUCGAUAAUGUUGAAUGUGCAGGUCAUGAGUUUGCUGUCUCACAGUGUCAACAUCCCGGAUUUGGCGAAAACAACUGCGGACACAGCGAGGAUGCUAGCGUUAUCUGCAUAGGUGGUCUGCAAAAGCCCCAUAUUACGCUUUCUCCCGGUUCCAAGGUCAGCUGGGGUGAAAAGGUUGAAAUCACCUGCAGUGUCGCGACACAACAGUUGGGCGGACAUAUUUUUCCUGAAGAAGACAUCUGGCUCGUUCCAGAUGGAAAAACCCUCUGA